AUGUCUACAGCCUCUACCAUGUUCUUCUGCUCCUCCCUCCGCCAACGUCCCGAAUGGUCACCAAUAUACCAUACGUUCCUUUGCAUUCUCCUUCCUUCGGCGUUUACGUUCACUGACGGGAGGGAAAACAACAAAGAAAGCAGACUAGACACACACGACAUUGCCCUCCCCAUCUCUCAAAACCGGACCUACCGCUUUAUCCUUCUCUCGCCAAAGGAUGUUGGCCAACGAGCCACCGAGAAGCGCCUCGAGCGUCUAUACAGCCUUGACGGAGGCCGCAACAUUGCCGUCAUCUUCCUCAUCGGUGAAGUUGCCGAUCAGUCUGAUGCGAUGCAGGCUUUCAUGGAGUUCAAGAUUGACCUGAUGGAGAAGAAGUUGGACCUACUUCCAGUCCCUCUAACGUCACACAUGGAGCUCCCGUCAACGCUCGCGUGUGUCCGAGAGAUGCUCGCCGCAGUACUGCCCGCCUUUGAGCCCGUCUUCGACUCUUCUUUGUUCCUAUCUCUAACCCCAAAUCUCUCCGUCGCCCUAAUCCAGUAUAUGGCCGGCAGCAACGAGCCCCUCUCAGAACACAGCGCCAACCUUCUCAGCGAAUUAGGCCAGUCCCCACGCGAGAUUGCCGCCCUCGCCGACACAGAGGAGGGCAGGGUGCGAAUCUUGGACGUAUUGGGUCCCCAAGACGGCCAAGCCGUUUUGGGGUUCCUGGCGCUUGAGAGGUUGGCUUACACUUGAAUAUUGGCCGUGAGCUCGGGAGGACUGAGGAGGAAUUGGGGGUUAAGAAAGCAUGGUUAGCCGUUUUAGACCUUGCCGGUGCCACUGACGGGUGGAGAGGAGAUGAUCAUGGUGCGACGAUGGGCUAUCUUGUUCUUCGGAUGGCAGAUCGGUAUCCGGUCUCUGGCGUCACUU
This is a messenger RNA of Colletotrichum phormii, 906 nucleotides long. RefSeq lists its product as uncharacterized. The transcript is spliced from 3 exons. The record is from RefSeq and is a predicted model, not a curated record. Lineage: Eukaryota; Fungi; Ascomycota; Sordariomycetes; Glomerellales; Glomerellaceae. The coding region runs from base 1 to 732 and encodes 243 amino acids.